UGUAUAUAAAGCGCGGCAGCGCCGGGGCUCCGGCAGUCCGCGGCGGCAGCGGGGCCGGAGCAGGCGGGCGCGGGUGAGGACGAGGUGAGCGCGAGCUGGGAACAUGCCUCUGUCACAAAGCAACCUCCGGCAGACCCCCUGCAGCAGGAAGAUCUGCAGAAACCUCUUUGGCCCAGUGGAUCAUGAGCAGCUCCAGAGUGACUUUCAGGACUCGAUGAGGAAAAACCUGGAAGAAGCCCAGCACAAGUGGAAUUUUGACUUUGAAACUGAAACGCCACUGGAAGGUGCCUUUGAGUGGGAGAGGGUCCUGUUCCCAGACAUGUCUUCCGAGUACCUCUGCAGCCACUCCAAAGUUUCUGGAGAGAAGAGUUGGAGCACUUCCACCCUCAAGAUUCCCACAAAAGAUCUCCUUAAUCGGCCCUUCUCGGGUGAAACCAUACAACAGGGCUCUGAGGCCAAUCGGGCCAGCUCUCCAAGGCGCCUGAAACGCAGACAGACCACCAUUAAAGAUUUCUACAGUUCAAAGCGGAAGAUCUCAUCCAGCAAGCCAAAUCCCUGAGCUCAGAAUAAACGCUGCUGUCUGUGCCUUUUGUCUUGGGCACCAUCACUGGGAUCUGUUUUUCUUCCCCCAACUAACAUUUAAUGGAGCUAUGUUGCUCUCUGAAAAGCCUCCUCUGUGAAAGAACAUGGAGUUGCCUUUCAGGUUGGACUGAAUCUGUGGGGACUUUCCUGAAGCUGCCUGUGGGCCUUGGCUUCCAUCCUCUCUCUGUAUUGUAUAAGCUGCUUCCUUGAUCUGUGUGUUUUUUAAGUGGUAUAGUGUUUAUAGUGCCCUAUUUAUGAUUUAGUUCUGGGUACCUAGUGACCCACCCAUGUGCAAUGUGUAUUGUAACUAGACUUGGACUAUGCUUGGUUAAGUUCUUGGGACUGUGGAAAAGAGGGGAUGACAGAGGCUGAAACAUGGGUCCCGGAGGCUGGUGUGAUGCUAUAAGGAGUGCGGCAAAGGGUACAAGGGACAGACGAAAGUACUCCCACCUAGAACAUGUCUCUCAAGCCUCACUGCUAUGGAGCAGCUUCACAUGCAUUGAACUUGCACUGGAAGGAGAGAGCCAUACAUGCCCCGUGUCUGCCUUGGUGGCAGUGUGUCACUCCAGUGGAAGUUACCACUCUUAGAAGGAAAAGAACAGUCUGUUGAGGAGGAAGGAGAUGCCAUGGGCUAUGCAGCAAACACCCCUGCUGCACUGACUUGCUGAUCGGAAUCAGUUUGGGGUGGAGCAUCAUGGGGAAGUGUCUCCUAGCAUCUCCCCUGUAACUCAGGUCGGGUGCUGUUCCUCAUUCAGACUACUUCCACACCGAACUGAACUUAACAAGAGAAUUAUCAUGUAGCUGUACAGUGUGUCUUGUUUCUGUAUUAGUGGCAAGUGUUUUGUGAGUUGUGCAGGAAGCCUGGACAGGGGUGGAGGAGUCCACUUGGCAGGCAGCACCAAGAAUGCUGGUCCAUCUUGUAUUUAACAGGCUAAUGUACUGCUCUGGUCUUUCCACACUUGUAUGAGAUCAGAAUGGGCCCUGAAGUCUUGCUUUUCAUAAUCCCCCCCCCCCCCUCCCCCACCACACUAAUGCUACAUCUAACUGGCUUCUAGCACAGGCUGACCCAGAACAUGCUGUACAGAGGAUAUAGUUUCCCAGUAGCUAGGCUGGACUUCCAUAAUAGAAGCAGAGCAACUCCUCCUGUGGGAAGCAGGGUGAUGUUGUGGCUUGCUGUACCACAACCACUUGGCUUCAGCUGGUUUAACUGGAACCGGAAAAAAAAAUCCAGUUUAUGCUACUGGGUAUCUUCAGGUGUUGGGCAGGACCAUCUGUGCAUGAAGGAGGAGCAUAUGCUCUUGUUGGAGAUUUGGUCUGAAGCCUUAUCAGAAAUCCUGAGACACUUUAUCUCAUCCUACUGACCUUGGAUUGCUGAACAUAGGCAGAACAAGCCCCUGCCUCGGAUGGGCUCAGUCUUGUCCCCUUCUCAUCUUAAUGCACUUUGGCGUCAGAGUAAUGCUGGCAAACUCUUAGCACUAAUAAGAUCUUAUUUACCAAUAAAUUGCAAAAUCAAAUAGAAAAAAUAGUUUAAAAUAUAACUUAUGAAUUAAAAACAUCUUGGUGUAUAACU
Molecule: messenger RNA, 2152 nt
Organism: Gavialis gangeticus (Gharial)
Lineage: Eukaryota; Metazoa; Chordata; Crocodylia; Gavialidae
Gene: CDKN1A
Product: cyclin dependent kinase inhibitor 1A
Exons: 4
Coding region: 104-559 (151 amino acids)
Biological process (GO): regulation of mitotic cell cycle; signal transduction by p53 class mediator
Cellular component (GO): nucleus
Molecular function (GO): cyclin-dependent protein serine/threonine kinase inhibitor activity
Source: RefSeq, a predicted model, not a curated record